Molecule: messenger RNA, 1259 nt
Organism: Brassica napus (rape)
Lineage: Eukaryota; Viridiplantae; Streptophyta; Magnoliopsida; Brassicales; Brassicaceae
Exons: 5
Coding region: 624-1007 (127 amino acids)
Source: RefSeq, a predicted model, not a curated record
UCCACGUGGGAGCAAAGUCAAUAUAAUCAACCAUCUCUCAAAGACUCAAAACUUAUGAAUAAUUUUCCAGCACAAUGGUUAUUUCCCAAAUGAUUUUGUGUCGGCUGCUCGAGUUUAGUGUCCAACAAACCAAAACGGAACUUAUUUGUUUUUCUUACACCGAAAAUAUCUUAUCAACAAAAUAAAUUAUUAAAAACUAUAAACUAGUGUAGCUACAAGAAAUAUGCAAAUACAAACAUAAAAUAGAUCGAAUAUCUAGGUCUAACUAGCUAAAAAGAAAUGAAAAAGACAAGAAAAUAGAAAAAAUGGGUAUAACAAAAGAGUAGGGAAGGACUCACCAACUGGUUGUUAGACCAUCCGGUCGAUAUAGUGUUUAUCUUAGCGCAAAAUCUUAGGCAAAUGUUAGUAUAAUAAUCGUUUUAUUUUUACUUUAGCUAAGAAAGAGUCCUUAGGCAAGGAGGUUUAAGGAUUAAUCCUUAAGUGUGUGGCAUCACGUGAUAGACUAGCGGAGGGGUGUGUUUCGCGUGGGAAAAAGAAGAAUCAUUUGCUUUCUCCAUCACGAAAAAAGAGGUCUCGCGAUAUCAAAGGCGAUUCGGCGACUGGAGAAGGGUGAAGGUGUUGAAAUGGAGGAAGAAUUAAGAGAUAUGAAAGCACACAAAGAUUACUACAACAUGCUUCAUGCCGUUUCAGAUGCGCAACAAGGUAUUCCUCAACUAUGCCCCUGUGGAGAACUCACGAAGGAAGUCGUUGAUGAAGAGGACACAUAUGACUACCUCCCUGGGAAAAGAUACUUCAUCUGCUGUGAGUUCGAGAAUGACGGGAUGCAUUUCAGGCAACCAUGGGUUAUGGGUAUGCAACAAGAGGUUGAGAGGCUCAAAAAAGUAUUCAACAAGCAGGAGAAGCUUCUGAGAGACUGCCAGGCGCUUAAGGAGCAGGUGAAGAUGCUGCAUUUGCGUCUGAAUGAACUUGAGAGCAGCCAUUCGGAGGUGAAGUACAAGCCCAUGUGAGUACUGAAGACAAAAACUGCUGUGUGUUUUGUUUGUUUCUGCUCCUGUUUUCAUGUGAACCAAGUCACGGGUUGUCUGUUGCCCUUUCUUGGGUUUAUAACUAUGUUGUCUCGGCUUUGUAACUCUACUGCUCUUCUUCUAUUACCUGAAAAAACUUGUAUCUCUCUGUUUUCAGUUUGUGAACUUGGAACGUGAAACUCUACUAUUGUAAGCUCUCUGUUUCUUGAACUUGAAGUUGUUUUCAGUUUAAAA